CCACGCCGGGCCGCCAGCAGCGGCAGGGCAGGACGAGGCUUCCCGGCUCCCGGGGAUCCCGAACGCCUCCUCCCCGGGCCGCCGUGCCCUGCCCGCGCUCCCGGAGCCGCAGCAUCGCCCGCAGGCAGCGCUGAGCACAGCCCGGCCCCUGUCCCCGGCGCGCAGCACGGGCAGAGCCCUGGGCUGAAAAGUCAUGACAGCUGAAAAGACUAUUCCUAUAAUUAAUGGCAAGCCAGAAGAUGCUUUGGACCCAGAAGCCUCAAGUACCAACCUCGUCCACAGCAAUGAUAAGAAAGUUCAUGAAAGAGGUCACUGGAACAAUAAGGUUGAAUUUGUGCUUUCUGUGGCAGGGGAGAUUAUUGGGCUGGGAAAUGUCUGGAGAUUCCCAUAUCUUUGCUACAAGAAUGGAGGAGGUGCUUUCCUCAUCCCCUACGUGGUCUUUUUUAUUUGCUGUGGAAUACCAGUAUUUUUCUUGGAGACGGCCUUGGGACAGUUUACAAGCGAAGGAGGCAUCACAUGCUGGAGGAAAGUUUGCCCUCUCUUUGAAGGCAUUGGCUAUGCUACCCAAGUUAUAGAGGCACACCUAAAUGUAUAUUACAUCAUCAUUUUAGCAUGGGCUAUCUUCUAUUUGUUCAACUGCUUUACUACAGAGCUUCCCUGGGCUUCCUGUGGCCAUGAAUGGAAUACAGAAAACUGUGUGGAAUUUCAAAAACUCAACAUGAGCAACUGCAGUCAAGUCUCUUUACAAAAUGCCACUUCUCCAGUGAUGGAAUUCUGGGAACGAAGGGUGCUGGCAAUUUCCGAUGGGAUUGAGCACAUUGGGAACCUGCGCUGGGAGCUCGCCCUGUGCCUCCUGGCUGCUUGGACUAUCUGCUAUUUCUGCAUCUGGAAAGGGACCAAAUCCACUGGAAAGGUUGUGUAUGUGACAGCCACCUUCCCCUACAUCAUGCUGAUGAUCCUCCUGAUCCGGGGGGUGACGUUACCCGGCGCUUCCGAGGGCAUCAAGUUCUACCUUUACCCCGACAUCUCCCGGCUCUCCGACCCACAGGUGUGGGUGGAUGCUGGCACACAGAUCUUUUUCUCCUACGCCAUCUGCUUGGGGUGCCUGACAGCCCUGGGGAGUUACAACAACUACAACAACAACUGCUACAGAGACUGCAUCAUGCUCUGCUGCUUGAACAGUGGCACAAGCUUUGUUGCUGGUUUUGCUAUCUUUUCAGUUCUUGGAUUUAUGGCUUAUGAACAAGGCGUGCCCAUUGCAGAAGUUGCAGAAUCAGGACCAGGGCUUGCAUUCAUUGCUUACCCUAAAGCUGUCACCAUGAUGCCUCUGUCUCCUCUGUGGGCAGCUCUGUUCUUCAUGAUGCUCAUCUUCCUGGGCUUGGACAGUCAGUUUGUGUGUGUGGAAAGCAUUGUGACAGCCGUGGUGGACAUGUACCCCAAGGUGUUCCGCAGGGGCUACAGGAGGGAGCUGCUCAUCCUCGGCCUCUCUGUCGUGUCCUACUUCCUCGGCCUCAUCAUGUUAACUGAGGGUGGGAUGUAUGUCUUCCAGCUCUUUGACUCCUAUGCAGCCAGUGGGAUGUGCCUGCUCUUUGUGGCCAUAUUUGAGUGUGUCUGCAUAGGCUGGGUGUAUGGCAGCAAUCGCUUUUAUGAGAACAUUGAAGACAUGAUUGGGUACAAACCUGUGUCGCUGAUUAAGUGGUGCUGGAUGGUCCUAACUCCAGGUAUUUGUGCAGGAAUCUUCAUCUUUUUCCUGGUGAAAUACAAGCCCCUGAAGUACAACAAUGUGUACAUCUACCCUGACUGGGGCUACGGCAUCGGGUGGAUGAUGGCACUCUCCUCCAUGGUCUGCAUCCCGCUGUGGAUCUGCAUCAAGCUCUGGAAGACAGAAGGCACCUUCAUGGAGAAAUUCAGGAAGCUGAUUACACCUAGCUCAGACCUGAAAAUGCGGGGCAAGCUCGGAGGAGGAGCCUACAUUGCAGCAAUAAAUGACUGCGAUGCCAAACUGAAAGGAGAUGGCACCAUUUCCACCAUCACAGAAAAGGAGACACAUUUCUGA
Messenger RNA from Onychostruthus taczanowskii (white-rumped snowfinch), 2056 nucleotides. It is a transcript of the gene SLC6A11, whose product is annotated as solute carrier family 6 member 11. The transcript has 15 exons. Gene Ontology annotation, molecular function: gamma-aminobutyric acid:sodium:chloride symporter activity. The record is from RefSeq and is a predicted model, not a curated record. Bases 194 to 2056 code for a protein of 620 amino acids. Gene Ontology annotation, biological process: sodium ion transmembrane transport; neurotransmitter transport. NCBI's taxonomy places the organism in Eukaryota, Metazoa, Chordata, Aves, Passeriformes, Passeridae. Gene Ontology annotation, cellular component: plasma membrane.